AAGAAUGGGGAAAGAGAAAGCGGGUUUGGUCGCGUUGCUGAUAAUUGUGCCGAGCUGGUGUGUAUCGUUGUCCUCCUACUCCUCCUCUUCUUCUUUCAGAGGUGAUCUGAGCAGAGGCAAGGUGCCCUUGACUUUCAGACGCCACAUCCGCUUUAUCGACCCAACAAGGACCUAGUAAUCUGCAGGGACCCAAUUUGCGCGUCCCUGCAUUCAGGCAACUACAGAUGUGACCACCCAGAGCAAUGUGACUACGAGGUGGAAUCGGAUGGCGGCUCUUCUCUUGGUGUAAUUGUAAAGGAUGUCGUUUCUUUCAGGUCCUACAGCAACAGCAGGGUUCUUAGUCCUUGUGUCACCCUUGGUUCCUCUACAGAUGUGAAUAUGAUCAGAUACCUGGUCCGUCCAAUCCUUUCUUAGAUGGAGUGCUUGCGCUCGGUAAAGGGAAGGUCCAGCAUCGUAUCACAGCUAAGUAGUCAAGGUUUGGUGGGUACUAGGCCACUGCUUGAGUACACGUGGUGGUGGAUUUUCUUCUUCGGUGAUGAUCUUUAUGACUCCUCCCGCAUCACAUGGAUGCCUAUGUCUCAUGAUUACUCAAAGCACUAUUCUCCUGGGACCAAAGCUCCUUUAUGCAGGGAAACCUACUGGACAGAAAUUAUGAAAGUGAUUGGAGACAUAUCGAUGCAGGACAAGAUGGUGAUCUACGACAAUGAGAGGCAAUUGCUGGGAUGUGAAUCUAAAGAUUGCAGUAGACCUCCAAAGCCCAAAGCAUUCGCAGCAAUUGACAGGAAGCUCCUUGCCGUAUCUCUGUACUUCCAGAUCAGAAUCAUGGAAGCGCCGUGCAUCAAACCAAGCCUUCACCUAGGAAGCUCAUCAUUGCCAAGUCACUUGUAAAUAAGCCCUGAUUAAUGUUUUCCUUUGUCUUUACUGUACUGGAUGUUACAAAAUUGC
Messenger RNA from Eucalyptus grandis, 945 nucleotides. RefSeq lists its product as uncharacterized. The transcript is spliced from 5 exons. The coding region runs from base 415 to 888 and encodes 157 amino acids. The record is from RefSeq and is a predicted model, not a curated record. NCBI's taxonomy places the organism in Eukaryota, Viridiplantae, Streptophyta, Magnoliopsida, Myrtales, Myrtaceae.